AUGGCAGAGCAUUCACAUUCCCGGUCACCGCCGAACAACAAUUUAUUAGGCAUAGGAGGAUUCUGUAAAGCAUACAAAUCGGUUUUCUCGAGACGGCAUCAUGAGAAAAAUUCAUCUCGUCGGAAAGUUGAUAAAGAAAACAGGUUCAAAUCCAUGGAUCAUAUUGCUUUCAUUGACGAAACUAACAAGAUGCUUAACGAAGAAAAAAUCAUUAAUGGUGAGCAUGAUUUCAGAUUUAAUGGCGAUGGUUUUAUGUCACCUAGAAUUUUCAUCAAACACCGAAGUGUUGAUAAUUUUUUUUCCGACACCCCUUCUCCUCUCAGCAAGAGCCCUUCUCCUAGGGAAAGCCCUGGUACUCUCUCAAGAAGUGCAAGCAGGAGGAGUACAACCCCGACCCCGACCCCGACGCCUUCUGCUUCAGCCACUCCUCGAGAAAGCCCUUCUCUCUCGAGAAACGCGAGCAAAAGGAGUCCGACCCCGACUCCUAGAGCUACAACCACUCCUCGAGGGAGCCCUUCUUUCUUGAGGAGCGCGAGCAAAAGGAGCCCGACCCCAACGCCAAGAGCUACGACGACUCCUCGAGAGAGCCCUUCUUUCUCGAGGAGCACAAGCAAAACGAGCCUGACCCCGACACCUAGAGCUACAACUACUCCUCGAGAGAGCCCUUCUUUCUCGAGGAGCGCGAGCAAAAGGAGCCCAACCCCGACACCUAACGCUACAACCACCGCUCUCUUGAAGAACAUGAGCUGGAUAUGCAUGGAUGUGCAUUCACCCGUGGCAUCGCUGUCAAGAAGUGCAAGCAGGAUGAGCCCCCCAACACCUAUUAUGUUCUCCAACUCUAAUGGCUACAUGAAAGCCCCCGCAGUCGAGGAGAAGCUUGAGUGCACACUUGAGGAGUUGUGCUUUGGGUGCAUCAAGAAGAUCAUGAUCACAAGAGACGUAGUCACAAAUCAUGGGGAAAUAAUACAAGAAGAUGAAAUGCUAACGAUAAAUGUGAAACCGGGAUGGAGGAAAGGAACGGAGAUUAAAUUCGAAGGCAUGGGAAAUGAGACACCGAACACUCUCCCAGCCGAUAUAACCUUUUUGAUUUCAGAGAAACGGCAUCCAUUGUUCAGGAGAGAAGGCAACGAUUUGGAAUUGAUAGUAGAAAUGCCUUUGGUAAAAGCCCUCACAGGCUGCACCCUCUCGGUGCCUCUACUAGGUGGAGAGAAGAUGAGUUUAGGGAUUACAGAUAUUAUAUACCCCGGAUACGAAAAGAUUAUUGCAGGACAAGGCAUGCCGAAGCCAAAAGAGCAAGGAAGAAGAGGGAACUUGAUAAUGAAAUUCAUAAUCGAGUUUCCAACAGAUUUGACAGAAGAACAACGAUCCGAGCUUUUUAGUAUUUUGCAGGAUGCUUGUUGA
This is a messenger RNA of Cornus florida, 1401 nucleotides long. RefSeq lists its product as uncharacterized. Gene Ontology annotation, molecular function: protein-folding chaperone binding. The transcript is spliced from 3 exons. NCBI's taxonomy places the organism in Eukaryota, Viridiplantae, Streptophyta, Magnoliopsida, Cornales, Cornaceae. Bases 1 to 1401 code for a protein of 466 amino acids. The record is from RefSeq and is a predicted model, not a curated record. Gene Ontology annotation, cellular component: cytosol.